Molecule: messenger RNA, 898 nt
Organism: Rhododendron vialii
Lineage: Eukaryota; Viridiplantae; Streptophyta; Magnoliopsida; Ericales; Ericaceae
Exons: 1
Coding region: 1-810 (269 amino acids)
Molecular function (GO): polysaccharide binding
Source: RefSeq, a predicted model, not a curated record
AUGGCCCUCGCGCCGGCGGGUAACAAACCCCCUCUUCUUCUUCUUCUCUUCAUCCUGUUUUCAGUAUUCUGCAACGGAAAUCAAAACCAGCAAUUUAUUAAUUCCUGCGGAGACAUCCACAACAUCUCCUUCCCUUUCCAAUUACAAGGCGACCCAUCCAACACCUGUAACGACCACUUCUUCACUCUUUCCUGCAAUGAAAACAAUCGCACGGUCCUUCCUCUCUUAUCCGGAAAAUACUACGUCCAAUCAAUCAAUUACACCGACAACUCAAUCCGUCUAGUCGACGUAGGAAUCCAAACCAACAAUAUUUGCUCCUCUUUCCCUCUCUCCUCUUUCAACGGUAGCGAUUUCGACCCUGUGGAGUUUUUCGCUUUUCCGUAUCUGAGCUCGGUCUUGUUCCUCAGUUGUGAAAAACCAGUCCAAUCUCCAACUUAUAUAAACAGGACUCGUUAUUGUAAUACCAGAGACGAUUCGGGAAAUGGGUAUUAUUCGUAUGUCGUGGCGGCCGGAGAUGAUUUUAGGGUUUGGGAUAUUGCCGAUUCGUGCCUUUUGAAGGUGUCGUACAUUUCUUCGUCGCCGGCGAUCAGUGAAAGGGGAUGGAAUUUGUCGUGGUUGGAUUUCAAUAAGGAGUUGGGGUAUGGGUUUGUGGCUACGUUCGGAUAUUCAUACUACGGAGGAUGCAAAAGAUGCAAGGAAAGGGCUUACUGCUUCGGAGAUUCUGUGAAUGUCACUGCCGUUUGCCGCGAUGCUUGCAGCUACGUAUACGGAAGUGAGUUGGAUCUUCUGAUCCCGUACUAUCUUUUCUGAUGCAGUUUUCUUUAGUUGAUUAAAUGAUUCUAUCAUUGUAAAACAAUAAACACUUACAUAAAUAUUUACACAAAUUCAUUCGCAUUCC